GGGGAGGCGGGACUGGGGGUUCCUGCGGGAGCCGCCGCCGCCGCUGCCGCGGAGGAGGAGGAGGUGGAGGAGGUGGUUGCCGCGGCCGCCGAGGAGUCCCUUGCUGAAGGCGGAUCGCGGGGCGGCGGGCGACGCGCGCGCGCGCCCGAGAGGUGGCCCGAGAAGUGGAGCGGCGGUCGCGGGGGGAGGAGGAGGAGGGACUGAGCGGCGGCGGCCCCCGCGUUCCGGUGCCUCUAUGGGGAAAGCAGACAAUGGAUUAUGAUUUCAAGGCGAAGCUGGCGGCGGAGCGGGAGCGGGUGGAGGAUUUGUUUGAGUACGAAGGGUGCAAAGUGGGACGCGGCACCUACGGGCACGUCUACAAGGCGAGGCGAAAAGAUGGAAAAGAUGAAAAGGAAUAUGCAUUGAAGCAAAUUGAAGGCACAGGAAUAUCCAUGUCGGCUUGUAGAGAGAUUGCACUUUUGCGAGAAUUGAAGCACCCUAAUGUGAUCGCCCUGCAGAAGGUGUUCCUUUCUCACAGUGACAGGAAGGUGUGGCUGCUGUUUGAUUAUGCCGAGCAUGAUUUAUGGCAUAUUAUUAAGUUUCAUCGUGCAUCAAAAGCAAAUAAAAAGCCCAUGCAGUUGCCAAGAUCUAUGGUUAAAUCAUUACUUUACCAGAUUCUUGACGGUAUCCAUUACCUCCAUGCAAAUUGGGUGCUUCACAGAGAUCUGAAACCAGCAAAUAUCCUAGUAAUGGGAGAAGGUCCUGAGAGGGGGAGAGUCAAAAUAGCUGACAUGGGUUUUGCCAGAUUAUUCAAUUCUCCUCUAAAGCCACUAGCAGAUUUGGAUCCAGUAGUUGUGACUUUUUGGUAUCGGGCUCCAGAACUUUUGCUUGGUGCAAGGCAUUAUACAAAGGCCAUUGACAUAUGGGCAAUAGGUUGCAUAUUUGCUGAAUUGUUGACUUCAGAACCUAUUUUUCACUGUCGUCAGGAAGAUAUAAAAACAAGCAAUCCCUUUCAUCAUGAUCAACUAGAUCGGAUAUUUAGUGUCAUGGGGUUUCCUGCAGAUAAAGACUGGGAAGAUAUUAGAAAGAUGCCAGAAUACCCCACACUUCAAAAAGACUUUAGAAGAACAACGUACGCCAACAGUAGCCUCAUAAAGUACAUGGAGAAACACAAGGUCAAGCCUGACAGCAAAGUGUUCCUCUUGCUUCAGAAACUCCUUACUAUGGAUCCAACCAAGAGAAUUACCUCAGAGCAGGCUCUGCAGGAUCCCUAUUUUCAGGAGGACCCCUUGCCGACAUUAGAUGUGUUUGCUGGCUGCCAGAUUCCAUACCCCAAACGAGAAUUCCUUAAUGAAGAUGAACCUGAAGAGAAAGGUGACAAGAAUCAGCAACAGCAGCAGAACCAACAUCCGCAGCCCGCAGCCCCGCCGCAGCAGGCAGCAGCCCCUCCACAGGCAGCCCCGCAGCAGCAGAACAGCACCCAGGCCAACGGGACUGCAGGAGGGGCCGGGGCGGGGCCCGGGGCCGCCGGAGCAGGGCUGCAGCACAGUCAGGACUCCGGCCUUAAUCAGGUGCCUCCAAACAAGAAACCGCGGCUAGGGCCUUCAGGCACAAACUCAGGCGGGCCUGUAAUGCCGUCAGAUUAUCAGUUUCAGGGAAGGUCUAAUAAAAAGACAAGUGGUGGUACAGAGGGAACCUGCAACCAAAAACAGCCUAGAUCUUUGCAGCUACUAUGCUUUAUGCUAUGAAGAACUAAAGUAUGUGGUAAUUUUUAUAUAACCAUUCAUAUGGAACUUAGUUCCCAGAAUCACCUUAUUCUGAAUAGUAUCCAGUAAUUAAGAAUUAUAAUUUUAACCUUCAUGUAGCUUACGUCUACUUUAAAAAGGGUUUCAAGAGCUUUGAUGAAAUACAGUCCUCUGGUGACCCACACCAGAAAACUGAAGAGAAUAUUAACUGCACUAGGAUUUCUUUAAGGAGUAAUGUUGAUCAAAGGGAAGGAAAAGCUUUUAGUGUGUAUUGUACAUAAAGUUGGCUUCUCUAAAGAACUGUUGGUUUUUUCACAUCUGGGUCAGUUUGAGUAACUUUCUUACAUAAUCAAGGGUACUCAAAUAGAAGCCUGCAAAUUAAUCUGCUUUUAAAAUAAACAGCAGUGUUCUCCAUUCGUAUUUGCAUUAGACAUAGAGUGACUAUUUUUAAAGCAUGUUAAAAAUUUAGGUUUUGUUCAUGUUUAAAGUAUGUAUUAUGUAUGCAUAAUUUUGCUGUUAUUACUGAAACUUAAUGCUAUCAAGAAUCUUUUCAUUGCACUGAAUGCUUUCUUUUGCCCCUAGGAGAAAACUUAAUAAUUGUGCCUAAACUAUGGGCAGAUAGUAUACGACAUAUUAGAUAAGUGCUAUUUGCAUUUCUAUGAUCUAUGAAUUAGAGGCUGAGUUCUUUCUUAGCCAGCAUAAGGAAGCUCCCCAGAGUCACAAGGAAAUGUAAAGACUUAGAGCUCCCAUUGUAAUGUAAGGGGCAAGAAAUUUGUGUUCUUCUAAAUGCUACUAGCAGCACCAGCCUCGUUUUAAUGUUUUCUUGAGCUAGAAGAAAUAGCUGAUUGUUGUAUAUGCAAGUUAUAUGCAUUUUUUAACUCUUCUUUGUGAACUUAUCUACCUGGUUAUGAUACUCUGGGUCCAUAUACAAGUACAAUAAGUUUUAGACAGAAGCCAGUAUAUAUUUUGCACUAUUGAUGUGAUCCUGUAGCCAGCAAGGACCUUACUGAUCUCAGCAUUAUAAUGCUUAUUAUUAAUAACAAAGACUAUACAGUGACACUCAUCAACACUGAAGAUGAAACUGUUGACAUGCUCCACUGGAAGGAAUUUCUGAUUGUCUCCAUAGUAAUUUACCCCUUCCAUUUUUGCAAAUGAGAAAUUAGUAGCCCUCUGCAUAAUGUAGCUACCGAAGUAAAGUUCUGUCCUGUGACCUGAAGCCUCACUGUCAUCAGAUGCUCACUGCACCCUCACCUCGUGCCCAGCAUUAUGCUGGGGGGUGAGACACAAAGGGCAAGACAUACUUCCUGUCCUUGAAGAGCUUAUGAUUGAUUCCAUGACAGGAAGCUUUCCUGGGAUGACAGGCUUAUAAAUGAAACCAUCUUAGAACAUGAAGGUCUAUUCGUUUACUUCUAAACCCACUUGGAGAGAGUUAGUUAUUAUUCCAAAUUUUGCUCUGUAAUAAGUGUCAUGGAGAGGUUUCUAUGUUUAUCUACCUUCAAGAAAGCCAGCAAUUAAUAUCACCACAGGCAUUAAUAUAUAUUUGAAAUGUUCACAGCAGCCUUUCAACAACAAUUGGGUGGCCCUUGUAGGCAGAACACAACUAAGUGUUUGUAGGAAAUUACGAUGAAAGUAGAAGCUCUGUUCCUGCCCUCAAGGAGAGCUUACAUUUAGUAAAAGACGAACCCAAAUAUGUGCAUGAACCAAAAUAUCAUGCCCCUUAAUACUUUAUAAGCAACUUUGAUAUAAAUCCUUGUGAUAUGCGCUUAUAUGAUCAUGGGACUACCCUGCUUUCCUUGUAUGUAGUGAAUUUUAGUGGCAGAACUGAUAUAGAAACUGUGAGGGGAUUUUUUCAGUUGCUCCCAGUGUUCUCCACACAGGAUCUAGCCAGAUAUGCCAGUUACACAUGUGACUGGGUUUCUGGUCACUGCACUGGUACUGGCCCUUUCCUCCUGUGCUCUUGCCUGAGAGUUGGUGAUGCCCACUGGUGCUCAUUACCCUUUGAAAUAAUUUUGGUUCAUAAUUUCCUUUUCCCUGUAAAGGGGAACAAAGCCUUUAACAUACUUGUGGGCCCUAAAACUGUGGGACCUCGAAGGAGACCUGUGAAACUUUUUGAGGUUAAAAUUUACCUUUUUGGUCCCCAAAUGACCCCAUUCCUCUUUAAAAAUUUAUUACCAUCAAUGUCCCCUGAGAAUGCAGGGUGGACUUCCAAAGCAGGGGAGGUUAUGGGAAGGAAGGAAGGAAUCAAAGUGAAGGUCUUCUGCGCUCCAUAGUACAAAUCAGUUUUCGAGUUAGCUUUCUGGUAAGUUGUGUGUUUGGGAAAAGGGAUUCUAGGGUUUCAAGACAGCUGAGUCAAGGGUAAAGUAGCCUGGUGGCAGGACUGAUACUAUGAGGCUGAAACAAUCCUUAAUGAUGAAGUAGAUCAUGCAGUAACAUACAAAAACCAAGGACAUGUAUAUUUUUAUAUCUGUGUGGUUUUAAAACUUUAGUACUUAGAACUUUGGCCUUCUGCACUACUCUUUUGCUCUUGUAAACGCAAUUUACAUUUAAGAAUGGAAAGGGAUGGCAUUUGCUUACGUGUUCACUGCCUCAUUCCUGGUGAAGCAACUGCUAGUUGUAUGCCUCUAAAAUGAUGCCGUUUUCUCUGCUAAAGAUAAAAGAAAAGAAAAAAUAGUUGGACAAUAAGACUUGCAGCUUAAUCUGCUUUGAAUAAUUGUAUGUAACAGAAACUAUACAAUGAAGGAAUAUUCUAUGAAAAUUAUGAAUCCUAACUUCUAUGGUGUUAUCUUUCUGGGGAAUGGAGAAAGGCAGUGAAAUGGCAGUUAGACUAAAGGAGGCUUGAAGGAUUCAAGUAUAAAUAAUAUUUUAUAUAAAACAUAGCUGUUUAGGUUUCCUUAAUCUUCAAGAAUAGUCACAAAUAUCAUAAAGCAAAGUUCAUUGUUUUAGGAUUUUUUAAAAAUGUGUUGUACCUAAGGCCAUACUUACUCUUCUGUGCUAUCACUGCAAAGGAGUGAUACAUAUGUAUUAUACGAAAAAAAAAUCCUUAAUGCACUGUUAUCUCCUAAAUAUUUAGUAAAUUAAUACUAUUUAAUUUUUUUAAAGAUUUGUCUGUGUAGACACUAAAAGUAUUACACAAAAUCUGGACUGAAGAUGUCCUUUUUAACAAUUUAAAGUACUUUUUAUAUAUGUUAUGUAGCAUAUCCUCUCUAAACUGCCUAGUUUGUAUUUCCCAUAAUUCCUGUUUGUGAAGUGUACCUGUCGUUGUCUCUUUUUUCAGUCAUUUUCUGCACGCGUCCCUCUUUAUACGACUACAGACAUGACUGUGUGUGCUUUCCACACACUGCUGCGAGGUGUGCACUCAGAGCCAGCCA
Balaenoptera ricei (Rice's whale) is the source of this 5092-nucleotide messenger RNA. RefSeq names its product cyclin dependent kinase 19 (gene CDK19). The coding region runs from base 252 to 1727 and encodes 491 amino acids. Gene Ontology annotation, molecular function: cyclin-dependent protein serine/threonine kinase activity; RNA polymerase II CTD heptapeptide repeat kinase activity; ATP binding. The transcript has 13 exons. Gene Ontology annotation, cellular component: cytosol; nucleus; mediator complex. Gene Ontology annotation, biological process: protein phosphorylation. The record is from RefSeq and is a predicted model, not a curated record. Lineage: Eukaryota; Metazoa; Chordata; Mammalia; Artiodactyla; Balaenopteridae.